Miniopterus natalensis is the source of this 1611-nucleotide messenger RNA. NCBI's taxonomy places the organism in Eukaryota, Metazoa, Chordata, Mammalia, Chiroptera, Miniopteridae. The record is from RefSeq and is a predicted model, not a curated record.
AUGUGGGAAGAGGCGGGUGUAGACGAGGAGAUCCGGGAGCUGAAGACCAUCACCCGGCUCCAGGGUGAGCCACCAGGACACAGCCCAGCCCCGCUCAGGGGCUCUGAGUGCAGGACUUUCAGGUUUAACACAGGGACAGUUGAGGGCAAACAGGCCCUCGGCCACACCCGGCCCCUGACCCGCUGCCCGCCCGCAGAGCAAUGCCUGGCGCUGCAGGUCCAGGCCAUGAAGGAGAAGACCGUCAAGAACAAGGAGACGCUGGCUCUGCUGCGCAGCAACAUCCGUCGCGGGACCCAGGACUGGGCUUUGGCCAAGAAGUACGACCAGCGGUCCAUCUCCAAGGUCAUCCGCCAGUUAGAGAACAACAUCGAAAAGACGAUGAUUAAGAUCACCACGAGCCAGAAUAUCCACCUGCUGUACAUGGGCCUGCUGGACUACCUGAAGAAAGAGCUGGCAGGAUACCCCACAGAGCUGGACAAGCUGCAGAAUCUCGUGGUUGACUACUGCUCAGAACUGCAGGAUAUGACAGUCAUGUCCCAAGAUGCCAUGAUGAUUACUGAUGAAGUCAAGAUGAACAUGAGACAAAAGGAGGCGACCUUCAUUGAGGAGCGCCGGGCGCGGGAGAACAGGCUGAACCAGCAGAAGAAGCUCAUUGACAAGAUCCAUACCAAGGAGACCAGUGAGAAGUACCGUCGGGGCCGGAGGGACCUGGACUUCCCCUCCAAUCUGGUGAGGACAGAAUCCAUCAAAGUGAGGAGAAGAGAUACCUCCAAGGCCGACAUCGAGUACCAGGCAAAUAUGACUGCUUUGGUGGAGAAAGUCAAGACCGCUGUGCGCUGCUCCCACCUCUGGGACAUUGCAGGCCAGUUCGAGGCUCAGAAGAACACGGAGAACAACCUGCAACUGCAGAUGAAAGAUUGUGAGGAGAGGCGGACUCAGAUAGGGGCUUUGAUGAAGAAGCUGGAGAUGGAGGAGGCGCUGCUGAAGUUCCACUUGUCGCCCGGCUCUGACAGCUUUGAGUCUGUCCAGAAGAAAAUGAAGGACACGCUGAAGGAGGAGGAAGAGAGGCUGCAGCUGGCCUACAGUAACAUGACUAAGAGCCAGAAGCUGCUGCUGACCAUCCAGAUGGGCAUCGACAACCUGUACCUCAGGCUCAUCGGCAUCACCCUGCCCACGGCCCAGAAUGAAGUGGCAUUCUCCAAAGGCCCGGGUAGCCUAGACGUGCAAAGCAAACUUGGCCCCGGUGGCCUAGACGUGCUCAGCAAACUUGGCCUGGGUAGCCUAGACGUGCACAGCAAACUGGCAUACUGUGAGAGUAAGCUCCUGUACCUGGCUGACAAAGUGCAGGCGUUGUCCCCGACUGAGGAGAUGAACGCGAAGGUGAGGGACACCCUGGAAUCCUCAACUCUGAAGGAGAAGCAGAACACCAGGAUCAGCUUUGAGGACCUGGAGGAAGAUAUGAUAGGUACAGGCUCGGUCGGGGCUGGCAAGCCAGGCUGCCCAGCGCGGGGGGAAGAUGUGGGGUGGCUGAGCUGUGCAGGGCAGAGGCUGGGCAUGCCGCUUGCUCCAUCUGACCAAGACAGCCAGGAAGGACAGGGAUGGAGAGGAUGA